CUAAUGUCCUAUCUGGCGACGCGAGCUAGCUCUGAAAGAUGGAAAUCGAACUCGGAAGCUGCGCCGACAUUUGUGGUUUGGCGAUCGACGGGGCUCUGACCGACGGCAGACCGGUCGAUGGUUACUUUCUUCUUCACGUGUGCAAUCAGCCCCCGCUCGUGUUCCAUUUGCACCUGUCCCAACCAGCCAAUAGCGUCUAGUUGUAAGCGAUCGUGCACAUGGACGUGCAAGUGAACAGCAAGUGUAGAUACAAGCUCUGUUCGAGAGAGGAGUUGUGUUCCCGUGUGCGUGUGUGUGUGUGUGUGUGUGUGCGUGUCUGUAUGUGUGUACGUACGCGUAUGUCCCGGAGCACCGUAGCCGUGUAGUCACUUAACGCCACCCUGACUAUCUUAUCAGCUAACGUUUAGUAGGACAUCAUGUAGUUAGCUGAAUGAGCGUAUUGUGUUCUGCAGAAUACGCGCUGCGUAUGUACAUGUACGGUGUACAUUGCAUGCAUGGAUGUAGCACUUGAGUGAGGGUGUCAGGUAAUGGCCCAUGCAUGACUGGUCUCUGCACAGGAGGUAUGUCUUUUGAGCGAAACAAAACUGAAUAGCAUAUUCACGCUUGGUUAAAGCGACUGACAGAAUCUCGCCUCUGCUAGUGCACUUUCCACACCGGUAGGGAGGAAUUACGGCUGAAAGCCUCCCUUUGACUGGAGCGACAGCAGAGGAGAGUUGGGGGGACAAUGAAGGGCGGCCAUUGAAGAUAAUUGUGUUCCACAGAUUUAAUCGUGUUGUGUUCCCAUUUCAAAUACACGCACGGCUCUUGUGAACGGAUCUUCGAUUCUGCGCAUGCCUGCGCGAGUAACACACGCACGUUCACUCGUCUAUUAUGAGUACGCAGUCAUUGCUCCAGCCGAGGACGGACAUAAUAACAUUGUGUAAUCUGCACGAUACGCAGCAGUAGACGUCGUGUUUCAACAGCGAUAUCAUCGCACAUCGGACUCAGCGAGGAUCGUCCAGACCUUGUGGAGCUCUGCAACAGUCACUCUCCUUCUGGUCGGCUCAAGCUUUCAUUCACCGCAGAACACCAGCAGAUGUGCAGCGGAAAGUGCUCGCGACUGAUGAAAGCACACCCAUCAGGAUCGAUACGAAUCAAUGCAGUCGCAGUGUACGUGUGUGUCUUGGGCAGUAAACACUCUCAACCUUUGAAGAAGACGGGCAGCGGACUGGAUUGCCAGGUCUAUUAAGGUCCCUUCUUGGCAGGGCUCCAGACCUUCUUGAUCUCAGUCGUGAUAGUGACUCUACUGUGUUGAACUUGAAGGUAGUCGGUUCAUACACAUUAUUAGUCUUCAGCGGAACCUCCUCACCUCCAAGCCUGGGUCUAUCUGACGUGUAUACGUGAGCCAAAGCCUAUCGCGACUUCACCCUUGCUGAGUCUGCAGCAGAUAUAUACCGUAGCCGGUGAGCUAUGCAAGUGUUAGAUGCGUUCUCGUCCAGUUGCUCUCACAGUGGACCAGCAGGCAUGCAUCACUAUACGGACAGAGGCAGCCCUCCAGACCUGCCACGCCAUUUCAAGUAUCCCGGUGACCUCCUGGAUCAGCCCGCACAGCCUGCUGCUGCUGCAAGUAUGAUGUGCUUGCCACCGCCUCCUCCUCAGCAAGACCAGCAACUGCAGCAGCAUCAGCACACCAGUGCAGGAGUAGCGAUGCGUGGCCAAGACGGUCAUCACUCUUCCCAAGCCCUCAGUGCCGCAGCUGCAGCGGUCUCCUCCGUUCCGAGUUCAGCAGCCACCGGAGCUGUGACAAUGGCUACGCCAGCUCAGCCCACAAGUCUGUCCAUAGAGCAGACCCACAGCUCUAGUAGUGAUCUUCUGUCGCCGUUGACUCCGGCUGGCGAUAGCCUGGGUUACUGUCAAGAGGUAGUGCGGGCUUAUGAUCGAGAAGUGAAACCCAAGAAGGGUCGCUCGGCACAGUCCAGUACCAAGCCACCAUACUCGUACAUUGCCCUCAUCUCCAUGGCAAUCUCUUCGACUCCUGACAAGCGCCUAACACUGGGUGAGAUAUGCGACUUCAUCAUGGACCACUUUCCCUACUAUCGCGAGAAGUGGCCCGCCUGGCAGAACUCUAUUCGCCACAACCUCUCACUGAAUGACUGCUUUGUGAAGAUACCACGCGACACUAACAACCCAGGCAAGGGUAACUACUGGGCCCUAGACCCAGCCAGCUCCGAUAUGUUCAAGAAUGGCAGUUUCCUGAGACGCCGCAAGAGGUACACCAGACGUCCGACACACCGGAUGUUCCUGGGUGACGCAUCAGCCUACAACAGUGACAUGGCCAUGUACUACGGUGCCCUGGCUGCAAACGGCGGCGCAGGGGCCAUGCCCGGGUUUCCACCGCCUCACCUCUACCCGUGCCACGGUAUGCCCGGACAGCAAGGCACUGGCGGACCGGCAACAGUUCACGAGCACUUCGCGCAGAUGGCCCAGGGGCACUGUUCGGAGUGGCCUGCGUCCGUGCUGACUGAGCAUGCUCAACGUCGCCUCGAUGCCGAGGCGUGUGGACCGUGCUAUGACCCUAGCGAGUGGGCUGCAGGACAUACCGGGUCAGCUACACAAAUAGUGCCUGAUGCUGCUGAUAGUGCUCUGCCAAUACUGGUGGAUCCAUCUCCUGCUCAUCUGCCCGCUACCAGCACCAGCAGUGAUGUGCUGUCCUCUCUGAUGUCAGGAUGUUCGGAGGGAUCACCACCACCACUGAGGCCACUGUCCAACCACAGCCUGGUAACGGCACCUGAUAGCUAUCAUUCGGAUCUGCUGCUGCAGGGGAUUACAUCAUCGAAUAGCAGACUUGACGCCGGCAGUGCUGCAGGGCCACUAGGUCGUCCGGAAUUUCAUCCUGCCAGUGUAACGUCUGCUGCUCAGCUGCAUUUGGGCACGUCUGCUGCUGACAUGAUGCCCUCCACAGCUCCGACCAGCGUGCCCGCCUCGUCAGCAGCAGCAGUCGCGGCGGCGGCGGCGGCUGCUGCUGGCAUGUCCAGUGGUGGCCUGCCCGCGUCGAUCAGCCAAGUCAUGCACCAGCAGCAGCAACAACAGCAGCAGAGCAUGGCGCAGUCGUACCGGAGUGUAUGUCUGACGCCUCCGACACCGCUAUCGGCAAGGGACGUGUACGGCGUUCCAGAGUAUCAGCUACCGGUGUCAAGCAGCCACUCUGGCGGUUUCCACGGCGAUCCACUGCCACCCUACCCUCAUCUCCACCACUGCACCGCCUAAUGCAAGUGUGUUAGCACCGCGUACGUGUCCGCUCUACUCAGCCUGCCUGGAAGACCUCACUAGUCUUGCUCUUGUUUUCAUUGACACAGCUAAUGCAAGAGUGUUAGCACCAAAUACUAGUACUUAUCUCAGCUUGCCUGGAAGCAUUCAGUCUUGCUCUUGUUUUCAUCGACACAACCUUGAUCCCACCCAGUGUUUUAUAUGACAACAUCGCACUGCAUGUUGUGUCCCUACAGUCCUAAUUGCCUUGAUUGAUUAGAAUGGUGCGCUUUCACUUCGACUUUCCUUUAUCCAUGCCACCACGCACCCUGAUGAUAAACACGUUUGAAGGUAAUGGUGAACUUUUUGAACUCAAAAUGACAUCAUUAGUUGUAAAUGAUGCAAUUUGGGAGAUCCAUCAGACUCGAACACAUUGACUUCACUUCAAUCAUGCAUUAUUUGACCAUUUACCGUGACUGUUGAUAACGUUUACUGCGGAAGCCGCAUGUGAGUAGCUAGUGAUUCCGCUCACGACACCAGCUAGCCAGUGUCAGCAUCAUUUUCACAUACGAGCACUGCGGCCUAGCCUUGCGUGCAUGCGUCAUUUGCCUCCUCCUCCACCUGCGACUGCACAUGCCAUACGCAAUCCUAUCAUGGCACUGAUAUGAUGCAUCCGACAAUCAAUAAUCAUUUCCACCGCGACGCAGCAUUCCGGACCCAUGGCGCAGUACUAUUACUGUAUGAUGAUUGCAGUCACCAUGGUCACAGCAUUCGCUCAGUUUGAUUUUGCUAAACUUCCUCCCUACCCCGCAUCUUUACCUGUAUGAUCACAACUCAUGCCUGAUACUGCCAUACCAGCCAGCCUGCUGAGUGAGAAUAACCUGCGACUUGACCCAUCUGAUCAGAUCAACACAGUGAUGGAAGGACAACAGUCAACACUGCUUUACAUGAUAACUCGGUGCACUGAUAA
Messenger RNA from Sycon ciliatum, 4195 nucleotides. RefSeq names its product forkhead box protein D1-like. The record is from RefSeq and is a predicted model, not a curated record. Lineage: Eukaryota; Metazoa; Porifera; Calcarea; Leucosolenida; Sycettidae. The coding region runs from base 1450 to 3246 and encodes 598 amino acids. Gene Ontology annotation, molecular function: RNA polymerase II cis-regulatory region sequence-specific DNA binding; DNA-binding transcription factor activity, RNA polymerase II-specific. Gene Ontology annotation, biological process: cell differentiation; anatomical structure morphogenesis; regulation of transcription by RNA polymerase II. The transcript is spliced from 2 exons.